GAUGCCUCGUCUUGUUUGAUUCCGACGGCUCAGGCUGUCGUUUGAAGCGCAGGUCUGUACUUAAAGGUUGCAGAAGAAGAGAAAAGAAAUGAAGAAAGAGCAGAGAGGAUGUGGAGACGUGUAGAUAACAAGGACCCUCCAUCACCAGUCCCAUGGUCAUGCAGUAAGGAGUCUAAUGGCCUCCAGGACAGGGUGGUCCACAUGAGAAUGGAUUCUUAGAAGAGAAGAGUUUUAUUUACAAGGAGCAAUGGCCUCGGCCGCCGACGACGACGGCGGCAUGGAGAAGAGACUGGCGCACAUUAAACAAGAGGAGUGUGACUGGGGUGCACUGGAGGAUUUGUCUGUGAAGCUGGAGGAUUGUGAAGGGACCGUUUCGGUUUUUAAAGCGGAAACUACUGCAAUCAAACUUGAGGAAUUGGAAGAUCUGCCGGUUGGCCUUGAAGCAGAAGAGCAUAAAAAUGGGGACAUUUUCAAGCAAGAGUCUUAUCCCGGUUCACAGCCUCCAUUCACUGACUUGGAAGAACUGGCCACCCAGCAGAAUUCCACCAAACUGAAAUCAGAGUUGGAGGAGAAAAUCAUUAAGGGAAAUGGGAGAGAAGAAGAAGAAGAAGAAGAGGAGCAGCAGCAGCAGUCAUCAAGGAGUGCUGAACUAGAUUCAGAGGAGAAUGGCCUCUUCACCGUGUCCUCAUCUGCACAGCCCUCUCUCCAGUGCAGACUGCAGAACAAGAGGAAGAUGAAGAAAUUAACAUGUGAAUCAAAGAAUGUGUCCCCGGCCUCUCUGCAGUGUAGUUCUGUCCAAAGCACAGAAGCCAUCAACAGUGAUCAGCACGUGCAUAAAGUCCUCCUCCACACGGCAGAGAAACCCCAUUGCUGUUCUGACUGUGGUAAAAGAUUCUUCGACAGUAGCACUCUUCAACAGCACAUCCAAAUUCAUACUGGAGAGAACUUGUAUUGCUGUUCUGAAUGUGGCAAACGAUUCUCACAAGCAAGUUAUUUUCAACGGCACAAAAGAGCCCACACUGCUGAAAAACCUUACUGUUGCUCUGAAUGUGGCAAACAGUUUCUGAGGAAUAACAGUCUUCAAAAACACAAAGUAAUUCACACUGGAGAGAAACGCCAUUGCUGUCUUGAAUGUGGUAAACGAUUCUCACAAAUAAGCCAUCUUCAGAGCCACAAAAGAAUCCACACUGGAGAGAAACCUUAUUGCUGUUGUGAAUGUGGCAAGCAGUUCUCUCAUAGUAGUUCUCUUCGACAGCACACACGGAUUCAUACCGGAGAGAAGCCAUUUGGCUGCCCAGUAUGUGGUAAACAUUUCUCCCAUGUAAGUCAUUUUCAUAACCACAAAAGAAUCCACACGGGAGAGAAGCCCUAUUGCUGUCCAGAAUGUGGCAAACAAUGCUCACGCCUAAGCCAUCUUCAGAGGCACAUAAGAAUCCACACUGGAGAGAAACCUUACUGGUGCUGUGACUGUGGCAAACAAUUUGCUGACAGAGCUUCUCUUCGUUACCACACACAAGCUCAUACUGGAGAGAAAGCAAGGAAGUCGAGAGAAAUCAGAAUAUCUCCAAAGAACGGCAAAAGAAGUAGUAUGUGAAUAGAAAUGGAGACGGCCCGGGUGAUCAGAAGAGGAGAGACCUUGUAGGGCGUGCGGACGUUAAAGUAACAGCAGGCAGAUUAAGUAAAAAAAACGGAAAUGGACAUAUUUGAAAACAAAUUCAGAAGUAAAUGCUGAAAGUGUGACUUGAAAUACCUGAGAAAAUUAACAACAUGCUGUAAACAUAAGUUUGAUAUGUCACUGUGCAAAUCUCUCUUUUACAUGACAUGCCCAGCUGACACAGAGCCAGAUUUAGCACAGGGGCUUCACCACAUAGAACUGCAGAAUGACACGAGCCAGACUGAGACAACUGGACAGCGCGCAGUCAGACUGAGAGAGGCCGUGUACUGUUUCUAUCUGUUUUAAGUCAACAUGGCACCGUGUCAUCGAUUAGAAGUGCAUGUUCACCCAAGUUGGUGCUCUGCAUGUGAAGGAAGAGUCUAUAAAGCCUUGGCUCAUGGCACGGCACACGUUUGAAGCUGGCAGACGGAUGGAUGGGAGAUAACGUCACCCGGACCUGAAAAUGCCUUCCACUGCACUGAUGAUGUCGAGGGGCUCAACACCUCGGGCCUCCACUCCUGGACUGGGUUUUGUCAUUGGCUUCAUUCGUCUGUUAUGCAUUGUAAGCUGACAUUAAACAGAGCUAUGCUAUUUCUGUGGCGUGAUUUCUUACCGCCAUAUCACCUUUUAUGUUAUAUCUGUAUAGUUUUGGGUUAUGUAACGCGCCACAAUUGCAAAAGAACUCAUUCCCAGGACACGCACGCAAAAGUGGAGCAAGGGUUUGCUGUAUAGCAGCGUUUCUCGGCCUUUACGUAUUUGCAACCCAGGUUUUCAUAACAGUAUUAAUUGCGUCUCCCUAACAUUUUUUUGAAAGGAGCCCACUAAUACCAAUUUGAUCUUUAACU
This is a messenger RNA of Polypterus senegalus (gray bichir), 2499 nucleotides long. RefSeq names its product gastrula zinc finger protein XlCGF57.1-like. The record is from RefSeq and is a predicted model, not a curated record. Gene Ontology annotation, biological process: regulation of DNA-templated transcription. Lineage: Eukaryota; Metazoa; Chordata; Cladistia; Polypteriformes; Polypteridae. Bases 248 to 1594 code for a protein of 448 amino acids. The transcript has 3 exons. Gene Ontology annotation, molecular function: DNA-binding transcription factor activity, RNA polymerase II-specific; RNA polymerase II cis-regulatory region sequence-specific DNA binding.